AUGGCUGCAACAUGUUUCAAUGGAAACAAUGGAUUUUACCCAUUUGCUUUUGCUCUUGUUUCUGCUGAAAACAAAGAUAAUUGGUUUUGGUUUCUGGAGAAUCUUAAACAAGUUGUCGAUGGUCGUCAGAUUGUUUUCCUUAGUGAUCGUGGAGAAGGACUUUUGCAGGGAAUUUCAAAAGUAUUUCCUAAUUCAUAUCACAUCUAUUGCUUUUACCACAUCAAGUGCAAUCUCCCUAUUGGGUUAGGUGAUGAGAAUUCGAAGGCCGUUAUUGAUUUGUUUUACAAAGCUACUUACUCUUACACAUCAGCUAACUUUGAAGAAGCUUUCCAAGACAUGCAUGCAAUUGGAUGUGAACAUGUUGCUAAUUAUAUCAGGACUAUUCCUAAGGAGAAAUGGGCAAAUGCAUUUUCCCAUAUGCAGAUAUAUUUGAAGGUUAUGAAGAAGAAUUCUGAGAGAAGGAUAGAAGGUCUAGAAAAUUUCAACACUAGGCUCACUCCCAUAUAUGAGGCUUUACUAAAGGAAAACAUCGACAUUGGUCGUACUUGGACUGUUACUAAGUCCAUGGAAAGAUUGUGGCGAGUUAAUGGUUUUCCUUGUGCACAUGUUUGUGCUGCCAUUCAAGCUACGAGGGAAGACAUCUAUUCAUUUGUUGAGCCAUACUUCACCACUGAAUGGUACAACAGGACAUACCAGGAGAUUAUCUUGCCAAUCCCCAAUUAUGACAAGCCGCAGUCUUAUGAUCUUAGUGAUAGGGUUAUUGUUCCUAUUCCUCUACCUGGUAGACGAAGAACACAACGUAUCAAGAAUGCUUGGGAGAAGCAAAAGAGGCCUAUGAUGUGCGCAAAGUGCUUCACCCUUGGUCACCACAACAGAGCUACCUUCCCCAUGCUUUGA
This is a messenger RNA of Papaver somniferum (opium poppy), 897 nucleotides long. RefSeq lists its product as uncharacterized. Lineage: Eukaryota; Viridiplantae; Streptophyta; Magnoliopsida; Ranunculales; Papaveraceae. The coding region runs from base 1 to 897 and encodes 298 amino acids. The transcript is spliced from 3 exons. The record is from RefSeq and is a predicted model, not a curated record.